This is a messenger RNA of Adineta steineri, 981 nucleotides long. Lineage: Eukaryota; Metazoa; Rotifera; Eurotatoria; Adinetida; Adinetidae. The record is from the annotation of a GenBank genome assembly.
AUGUCAAAUUCUACUAUUUCAUCACUUAAUUUUGCUUCUCAACAAGUGGUUAUUUAUGUGGGUUUCUUUAUUUUUAUCGGUGGUGUUAUUGGUAAUCCAUUGACUCUGCUUGUCUUUCUUAGUCUUCGAACUUUUCGAGAAAGUUCAUGUGCAUUUUAUUUAAUUGCCAUGUCAACGAUUAAUAUUUGUCAUUUAUUCACUGGUACUUUCACUUAUAUCAUGAUUAAUGGAUUUAAAAUUAAUUGGUUAAAUAUGUCAAUAAUUUAUUGUAAAUUUCGUGCAUUUUAUGUUCAAUUUUGUGUAUUAACAUCUUUUUCAUGUAUGUGUUUGGCAAUUAUUGAUCAAUUCAUGGCAACUUGCUCUAAUCCUCGAUGGCAUCAAUGGAAUAAUAUUAAAUUAGCUCGUUAUAUAUUGGCGGGAACAAUUAUAUGUUGGAUACUUCAUGGUAUCCCAUUUAUAUUAUAUUACGGUUAUACUGUAUCAUCUAUAACAGGUCUACCCAACUGUGUCGUCAUUAAUGCCAUUUUUCAAAAAUAUAUAAAUUUUUUUCAUUCAUGUAUUCUCAUAGGUGUAUUACCCAUGACAAUUAUCAUCUUAUUUGGAAUAUUAUCAUAUCGAAAUAUCCAACAGAUAGCUUAUCGAACUAUUCCAUUAGUCAGACGGGAAUUAGAUAAACAAUUGACAGUAAUGGUUCUUGUACAAGUCAUUUUCGAUGUUAUCGCUGUUUCACCAUUAGUUAUUCAGAGUAUAUUUAGAGCUGUUUAUAACACUCCAAAUGAUCCACUUAUUUCAGCACAAUUGAAUUUACUUGGUAGUGUAACUACUAUUAUGAAUAAUUUUCAUUUUGUGAGUUCAUUUUACAUCUAUAUAUGUGCAUCGAAACGAUUUCGUCAACAAUUCAUUCAUGUUUUAUUUACAAUUUAUCAUGAUCGACUUCGUCCUGGCAAUGUAAAUAAUAAUCAAAUACAGCCACAAACAUGA